Molecule: messenger RNA, 8689 nt
Organism: Ixodes scapularis (black-legged tick)
Lineage: Eukaryota; Metazoa; Arthropoda; Arachnida; Ixodida; Ixodidae
Product: oocyte zinc finger protein XlCOF6
Exons: 5
Coding region: 3040-4995 (651 amino acids)
Source: RefSeq, a predicted model, not a curated record
AGCCUUUGUAAUAGAGGUUGCCGUUUUGAUAACUUUGCCGUCCUGAUAAUUUUAAUAUUGUCUCUAACAAAACAAAAACGAAAAACACUUCGGUGUUUAGGGCGCAUCUUUGCGUGCUGCAUAAAAGAAUGUUUUGCGUGUAGCUUACCUCUUUUGAUUUCUGGGGAGGUUGUGUCGCAUUGCUUUAAUUCCCCAAGGCGAGACAAUCCAAUCCACCGUAGGGAGCCAUGUUGAACUUUAAUGUCGCGAUCUACUGUUGCAAAGUUGGUUUGUUUUGGAAUUUGCGGCACGCUUUCAUUGGUGCUGUUUGAGGCUUCAGCUGGUUACGAUCUGUGUGUUCUGAGCCCGCGAGUUCCCUGAACCUCUCUAGCAUAAACCUGCUUGCAUGGGCAGAAAAGAGCUCGUCGAGUAGCGCGGGAUCCAUUCGAUCCUCUGCUCCAGCGGUCAACAGCCGCAGGUAAGAGCAAAGAACUGCCCAUUCCUGUUUAAUAAUGAUAGUAAUAUUCUUUAAUGACUCAGGAGACCCAUGGAACCGUAGUUUUCUCUCUCUCGCGUCUCGCACACGCUUACCUUUGCGACCCAUAGCGCAUAUCGUCUCCGCGUCUCUUUUUGCGAACCCUUUUGUCCAGUGCAGCGGGUCCGACUGUGGGGUUACGCGCACCUUUCGACAGCCGUGCACCUCGCCGACAGAUAGCGCCUGUAGGAAUGUAGUUAAAAAGUGCUGCGUCUCCAAAUGUGGUGCCUGUGGUUUACGGCAAAAAAAAAAAAAAAACAAAAAAAAACUCCCUUUUUUUUUCUUUUUUUUAUUACGUAGGGGGUUGCCUUUAGGCAUAAAUGUCUUAUAUGUAUGCUACAAGGCCUGUGGUAUGAGUGAAUUGAAGCAAUGUUUUGUGACAGUGGUUGUCGUGCAGCCACUAUUGGCCUACGGAUCCCCAUGUGGCGGGUUCGAAUUCCGGCCGAGGUGCCCACAAUCUGACGGAGGCUUAUUGCGGAAAAGGUGCCGUGUAACCGAGCUUUCGGUUGCACGUCAAAAGAUCCCCAGGUAGUCAAAAAUAAUCCUCAGUCCUCCGCUGGGGCGUGCCAGAUGCCCGUCGUUGGUUUGGCACGUAAAACCCUCAAAUUUGACUUUGAUGGUACCUGGUGGGUGCAUUGUGUUGGAGACCUGCAGCUAUAAGUAGGUGAGUGCUCUCAGUCUGUAACCCAGGACAAGUCCAUAUCAGGUGACGCACAUCCGCUUCCAUCGCGUUUAGGGGACACUUGGGGCAUGUCGCCCGUCGUGUACCGGGUUGAGAGCUCCAUGUGUAGGUCACAGCCGGUGUAAGGGCCACCCCAGCCCGCAGUCUCCGAAGCACUUCCUCCACCCAGACUCAGGGAGGAAUAAGAGUGCGUGUGUCCUGCCGGAGAGAGUGUUUACGGGCGUGGAGGAGGGAAAGAGGUUCAAACGGGAGGGGGAGGGAAGAGAGAUUGGGAUCAGAAGGAAGACGGAGAUAAGCUCACCGGAGAUAGGCUCACCUGAGCACGACCUACUUUAACCCUGACCUGCCCAAAGAUUAGCUCGUGCCGUUACUUUAAAGCAUGGAUUGAACAUGCACCUGCUGGGCCCGCUCCCCGUAGCGUACGAUCUACUGAAGCUCUCUAUUAUCUGAUUGGUGGCACAGGUCGAGGGGAGGAUGAAUAUUUUAUACUCUUUUGGGUGACGCUUAGAAUGGAAGGUGCGUGCACCCGUUUACAAAGAGAUGCCUCCGUUGUAGGGAUCGUAGCUCCAAAGAAUAAAUCUCUAGAUAUAUAACUUUAUGUUAAAUAAAUGUUAGAAAAGAAAAAAAACAAAUACUGGCUAGGUGGCGGAAGCCGCUGCCCGAUUCAAAAGGGUUCAGCCUCAUCUAUCUAUCUAUCAAUCCAUCCAUCUGCAACUCAUAAGCGGUUCACAGAGCCUGUCUAGCGCACGGGCUCACGCGAAAUCGGGCAGGGGACACUUUAUUUUUCAUUAUUUUACCUGGUCCCUACAUCAAAAUCUGUCUAGCGCAUGUUCCGCACGGCACGGGCGGCUGGUGAUAUUUGAUUACUGUUUUAAAGCAAUAGCUUUACUGGUGACAUGUUGUAUGGAUUUCGGUGUGGGCGUUUGUUGUCCGUCGUCGUAGCAGAGAUGAAAAAACCCUUCUCUCCCUUUAUGGCAUGAAGAGAGAAAAGUUGUGUGUUCCCAUUGCCCGCUCUGCACAAAGAGGGAGGAGAGAGCGGCCCUGACAUCUGUAAAAGAAAAUGCAGUAGUACGAUUGCAGCAUAAAAAUGGUUGAGUAAACAAAAGGAGUACUACUUUGAUAUUACAAUCACGUACCAUAGUCAUCUUUACAACCCAGCAAUGCAUGCCUAAUUUGCAGGGAUUUCAAAAUUGCCCCCUCUGGCUGUGUAGUUCAUGAACUGUCAGACCUCAAUGAAGUGCGAACGGCGGAAUGCGGGAGUUGCGAUACAUGUGGCACCACCUGGAGACCCCUGGGAACUUGUAAAAAUGCCUGGUGGACAUGGGACGGUUCACAUAGAAAUAUUGCGCCUCUAAUGGCCUGCUGUAGCUUCGGAUGGCUCCGAGUUGUUCAAGCUGCACAUUCAUCUCGAUCGUGACUUUAUCACUCACCCUAGCAGUUCGUGUUGCAGCGCUAGGAUCUAGGCAGUGACUCGUCAGCAACGCGGAAAUUGCUGGCAAAAAUUUUCGUGUCCAAAGCAGGCUUCGGAUGCACAUCUGGGUCCGCUGCAGGCAUCGAGAACUCCGUCAUUGUUUGGUGCUACAACGCACGAUAGUGAAGAAAGCGUCAUCCUGCAGCCAUCGGCUGACGUGCAGUCUGUUCGCUAAUAGUGCUUGCUCAUUUCCCUUGUUUCUAAGGCCUUUCGCUUAGCUUGGCUUUCUUUUUUGUGUAUCAAUAUUUUUAGGGCUGUCGCAUAAUAUUUUCUUUCUGAGCAGGCAAAGAGGCACGCUGUCCUUGCAAGCUGUCGGGCAUCACUCCUUUGCUGCCCCGGUGAACAGUGCCAGAGGAGGUACCCACGUCUCCAAUGGACGAAAGCGCACACUGGGAGGAUGGUGGCGGAAUGCCCGCUUCUAGUCUUUUCCUUGAGGGACACUCAAACAGCGCUUUUAAAGUUAAAGAAGAGCAAGAUGAAGAGUCUGCCAUUUCGACUUCCUCGGCCUGGCAUUGUGGAGACGUGGGUGAUCCCUUCAUUUCCCACGGGCACAUUUGUGAAGUCAAAACCACAUUCAUAGUUGUGAAGAAAGAGCCAGAGGAUGUACCAUCUAAUUCGGCGGACGAAGGCGUGCUCUCUUACGACUGCGGCGAUAUGUGCGGAUUUCCACCGCAACCUGAGGGAUACAGGGAAAGUGGCAUUUUAGUCAAGAAAGAACCUGAGGAUGUACCGCCUGUUUGGGCUGAAAGCGUGCUACCUGACAAUGGCGGCAGCAUGUCUGAAUGUCCACUGCAACCGGAGGCACACGGGGACACUAUCAUUGCAGUUAAGGAAGAGCCAACUGAUGUGGAAUGGCAGAGUUCCAACCACGAGGAGAGCAGCAGCUCUUUUGCCCGCAAGCAGUGGGACCAGGGACAGCAGGAGGAACAGUACGAGCCCAAGAGCUACGACUGCCGCUUCUGCCCUUUCUCCAGCUUCAUCAAAAGCAAGGUUGCCGUUCACGAAAGGACACACAAGGAACAGCCGAACUUCACCUGCAACCACUGCCAAAUGGCAUUCACCACCAGGGAGAGUUUGAAUGUUCAUGCAAGCACUUUCGGUGGCAGAGCACACUUCAAAUGCUCUGGUUGCUCACGAAUAUUUCUGCGGAAGGGUCGCUUGCUUGCCCACCAAAAUAAUUAUCAUGUACAUGGAAAGCCUUACGAAGGCAACACUUGCAGCAAACGAUCCCCGUCGAAAAGCAGCGUCACACGUCACCAAGAUGUACAUGUGGACACAAAUCGCAUUAAAUGUGCCACAUAUCAGCGGACAUUUGAGUCGGAGAAAAACUCGAAGCACCUCAGCCACAAUGUCUGCGAGGAGAUAGAUGUUCAUCAGAGCACCGAUGUUGAUGAAAGGCCUUUUCAGUGCUCCAAAUGCCCCAAAGCUUUUAGAGAAAAAUGUCACUUGGCUACUCAUCAAAGGUCUCACGUGGAUGAAAGGCCCUUUAAAUGCCCCAGAUGUGCUAAAGCAUUUCAGACAAAGUCUCGUAUGACUGCUCAUAUGGUAACAAGGCCUUUUAAAUGUCCCUUCUGCUCUAAAACAUUUCAUUUGAGGUGUGGUUUGACAGCUCAUAAAGGAGUUCACAUGACUGAAAGACCCUUUAAAUGCCCUUUGUGCCCUAAAGCAUUUAAAAAAAAGUGUCACUUGACUGGUCAUAAAAUAACUCACACGCCCGUUAGGCGCUUUAAAUGUGCCCUCUGCCCUAAGAGAUUUCUAACAAAGUCGAAUUUGACUACUCAUAAGGUAACUCACGUAGACGAAAAGCCCUUUAAAUGUGCCACCUGCCUUAAGGUAUUUAGAACCAAGUUUAAUUUGAGCAAUCAUGAGAUGAUUCACACAGGUAAAAAGCCCUUUAAAUGUACCACCUGCUUUAAGUCAUAUCAAAAUAGGAGUGGCUUGAGAAAUCAUGAACGGAGUCACACCAAUGAAAGGCCCUUUAAGUGUGUCACAUGCCACAAAACAUUUGCAACCACGUCUACUUUGUAUAGACAUGAGCUAGUUCACAGUGAUGACAGGCCCUUUAGAUGUCCUGCAUGCCCUAGAGCAUUUCGGACCAAGUCUUGUUUGACUAGACAUGAGAUGGUUCACACAGAUGAAAAACCCUUUAAAUGUCCCUUCUGUCCUAAAGCAUUUCCUAGGAAGUCUUCCUUGACACAUCACGAAUGGGUUCACAGGGGGGAAAAGCCCUUCCAGUGUACUUCCUGCGACAAAGCCUAUCGAAGAAAAAGCCACUUAACUAAACAUGAAAAAGCUCAUGAGGUUUUCAUAGAGAAGCCAGCUGUAUAAGAAGGUUCAGCAAUAAGUGAUGAGGAAAUCGCUUUCAAUGCCACACCUGCCCUCAUGCCUUUUGAAGAAAGUGGUAAAUUACUAUUCAGGAAAGGAUGAUGUGUGGAUGAAAGGCACUUUAAAGGUCCCAGCUGCCUUAAAAGGCCCCUGAAAAGAAAAAAAAAUUAAAUAUUUUUGAACAGUCUGGUUUGGACACGCUUGUCAAAAAAUUAAUUUUAUGCAAAAUAAAUUUUUUUUUUUAUAGCGAUAUUGACAGCGCGAGACGCGAUUUAGUCGGCAGUCUCCUCCUUUCCGCUUGUUUUCUCUCGGCAUUUCCGGCGCGUGGAGGAGAGGUGGAGCGGCUUGGCCUUCACGACCGUGAUGGUCGACCUUUCCGGAAUGACCUGCGAUGUCAUGGAUUUCGCGCGCAUAAUUUAAAAUAAAUCUCUCCAUCGAUAUUGCUCUAAAAAUCAUUUUUUUUUCACGUAAAAUUUAUUUUUUGACACGCAGGUCCCAACUAGACUGCUUAAAAAAAAACUUUUUUUUUUUUUGUUCAGGGCCCGUUUAAGGAUAGGAAAAAAAAAAAAGAGAUACACCUUUCAUAGCCCUCAUACUUUAUUCUUUUUGUUUCAAAUAUUUUUUAACUGCUCGUAAAGGUGCACGACGGGGUUCUCAUAUAGUGGCAGGGCGGGCAUGUUAGCAAUAUAUAGGCACCACUGGAAUGCUGGCAAACCUUGAACACACUUUAUGUUCCUUUCUAUUGUUAUUUUGCUUAGAAUUGUCGCUCGUUUUUUUACAUACCUGUGGGAAAGAGGUUUUUGGCUUGAAAUAAAGCUUCGUUCAGUGGUAAACAAAAUUGCCGUAACUAAAGAAAUUACACUUUUACAAUGUUAAUAAAGGGACAUACUAGUUGGUUUAACCCAAAUGACAAAGUUAUCUAUGUUAUUUUCUGUAGGAGAGACAAAAUGCUUGCGCGUUUUUCCUUAGGAAUUCACCAGAGCUCCGCAAAAGUAGACUGGUUACUGUCUGCUUCAAUUUCUAUCCUGAAAGUCUCAUAGACACUAGCACCAGUUGAACCUCUGGCGUACAUUAUAAGAACUCUGUGGUACACGGUGCUUGAGUAGACACCUGAGGCCAAAUUCAUGAAGAGCUUCUUAGUUUACAACAACUUAGGUAAGAAGUUUGUAAGUUACGAAUAUCGCAAGAAGAGGAGAAAUCGGUAUCCACGAACACGUUCUUAAGUGAGAGGAGGAAAGCGACGUUCUUGUACAGAAAAACUAGAACUUAUCGAUGCUGUUCCUAUAGCGACGGCGUCUUCGGCAGCGCAGACAACCAAUCGGAGAGCUCGGCAUGGUUCGGAGCAGUUCGGAGCACAUGGAUUUUUAAUAACAAAAACAGGCUACCUUUCUGCCACCGCUUGUCUGCGGUUCGUAUCCAUACAGUGAUAUGCCGACGCUAACACGAUUUUAACGUGCCCGAUUGGUGAGGCCGGGAUGCGUAACCACCUUUGUGCACUGCUACAAACUAGAUAGCUACGAAGUCAACACAACUCUCAUCGUUGGUAAAAGACGGCCCGUGCAAGUCAUUUGCAAAGCGAUGUAGAUGGAAACAAAUCGCCGCGGCGUUUUUCGCGGCCUGGGAGAUGCAGGAGCGAGCCGACACUCAAAACGAUAUGUUUGGACAACGAGUGUGUCAGCAAGAGUCGUGUAAAUACGUGUUCACACUCGGGGCGGACGCGCACGUUUGAUCGAAGUGCUGGAUUCGCGCGGUUGGACCGUGAAUUGGUAAGCGCUUCGGGACCAAUCUUUUACGAUUGCAACUCAAUACUGACGUGACACUCGGCAAAGAAAGGUUGGACCGGCAUUGUGUAGCUCCCACGAACUGUUACAGCUCAACAGUGAGGUACAGUCAUGUCAGAAUAAAAAUGGCAUACUUAUGACAAAUUGGACAUACCGUGUUGCGAAGGUAAUCCAUACAGUGUUUAUUUAAUCUCUAUAUCACACGAAACAAGGAUAUAGAACCAAUGAGAGUCCCUUUUCUACGACAGCGUUAGUCACCGCUGCCUCGAAAAGCAAGGAGCUGACAAGGGGAAGAGAUUGACCUCUUCAUCUAAAAUUGAGGUCAGCAAUCAAACUAUAAUAUGGGAAGGGUCCAAAAGGGUCGUGCAAGCAUAUUCCAUUCAGCAAGCUAGCCAGUUGUGGGCAGACGGUCUUGGCCAAGGAUCAUCGAAGCAACUCUACACCGAGUCGGAGUGCCUGCUAGGCCUAUAUUCUGCCGAGCUCGCUUGCUCGGGGUCAGUGGAAUCAUGGCCGUUGUAGCUUUUCCCGGGUAUUUGUGGAUCCAGCGUUCUUGUUCGUCAUGGUCUGUUUCAAGUACUUCUUUCUUUUUUCUUGCUGCUUGAAGUCGGGACGCGCGAGAAAAGCACGUAGAAAAAUAAACGUCCGUUGGUCGUCGCGACCAAGUAAUUAGCUGAGUGGCGCUGUCGACCAUGCUGAUUUGAUCAUAAAAAAUGUGUAAGACGGCUCCGAAGCUGUCGUAGGAUUCGUGGUAACCUGCGCAAAACUUACGAGAAUUUUGUUUCGUGAAUACGAAUUUGUUCUUACGUUUUGUCGUACACACAUUUUUGCCGUAAGAUCGUUUCGUGAAUCUGGCCUCAGAUGAUAGAUAGUGCUGAAAGAUCCUUUCAAUGCCCAACUUGCCUAGAGUCAGUUUAAAGAAAGUGUUGAUUAAGUAUAAAGUAAUUUUUAAAUUUGAAAUAUUCUACAUCUGUGAAAAAUGUUCCAAAGCAUUUGGGCAGAAUCAGGACUUAUGCACAAGGCUUCUUUUAUAGACCAUUCCACUUGGAUUUUUUUAGAAGACAGGGAAAUGGAUUCGUGACGUUUGGGCAGUUUUGGCGGUACAGCCCGCCGGAACUGCCCAGACGUUGGGAACGGCCACUUUGUCGUCUGCUAUCAGGAUCGGGUGCGUGCCCUCUAUCUUUUACCGCUUUGAAUCCGUCAAGAGUAACUGGUUUGUCAUCUGCUAUCGUAAUGCGGUGUAUGCCUUUUCCAUCUUUUACCCUGCCGAAUCAGUCGAAAUGCCCGGAUAUAUGUAGGUGGCCCCUCAGUCGAACGAAAUGGCACCUCCUAGACAGCCCUUAGUGGAAUGGUGUAUGUGCCUGGAGCCAUAUUAAAAUGGCCGAUCCACCCAUUCGUGUUCCCUUUGGUAGUUUGAACAUUCACAAGACUUCAGAAAGGUAAAAGGCUAUUUAUGUGCCAAUGCAUGAAAAGGCAUUUUUAAAUAAAGGGUGUGUUGUGGCUCUUCAACUGAGCGAUAUGCCGUAAACUCCAUUCAAAUGCCACAAGCCCUCGGAACGUUCUGCAUUCCAAUGACUGUCGGUGCGUUACACUUGGUACCAUACAGUGUCCCUGCUCCUUUUAAUUGCACGCUAGCAAUGCAUGCCACAGUGAUGUAAAAUGUUUUACCAAUGUGCAAGAAUAUGUUAGUACAGCAUGUGCGUAGCCCCGUUGUCGUGGUUCAAGACUACUGUUUCCUGUGUAAUCUUCAAAUGAAUCGAUGACAAGCUGGAGAAAAUUUGAGCCCUGGAGCCUUCGCUUAGGUGUAUAUAUUGUACAUAUGUGCUGGACAAAUAUUUUAAUAAAUAUGGUGCUUUUUUUUUCAGUCACCCAUGUACAUUUUUGCGUAAUAAAAUAUGUAUAAAUAUAUAUAUAUAUAU